AACUGAGGUGCGUUACUUACCUGGAAGUGGCCAGCCCAAGGUAAAUCAAUCACGUAUAAUUCACAAAUGGUAUAUAUAAAGGAUGGGGGAAACUGUUCCAUCAUCUCUUAUCUUCACCUGCCGUUGAGACACAGAUACGAGUCAAGACCAAACUAUACUCAAAAUGAUGAAGAUAGUCGCCGCUCUUGUUGCCUGCCUGGCUGUUACCGCCUUUGCAGAGCCUACCGGUCUGUAUGGUGGAAUUGGCGGGUUGAAAGGAGGACUGGGCGGAAUUGGCUACGGAAUGGGUGGAUUGUACGGAGGCCUUGGAGGUCUGUACGGAGGCUAUGGAGGUCUGUACGGAGGCAUGGGAGGUCUAUACGGAGGCGUGGGAGGUCUAUACGGAGGCAUGGGAGGUCUAUACGAAGGCGUGGGAGGUCUAUACGGAGGCAUGGGAGGUCUGUACGGAGGACUUGGAGGCUAUGGUGGUCUCUACGGCGGAAUUGGAGGAUACGCAAUGGGAUUGGGAAAAGGUAUCGGCUAUUAUUGAGUUAUUAUCACCUGCAGUCAGAUGCUGGCUAUUUAUGUAUAUUCUCAAACCAAUGGAAUUGGUUCAAUAAAAUCUUGUCAUAUUUA
Molecule: messenger RNA, 615 nt
Organism: Haliotis rufescens (red abalone)
Lineage: Eukaryota; Metazoa; Mollusca; Gastropoda; Lepetellida; Haliotidae
Product: acanthoscurrin-2-like
Exons: 3
Coding region: 164-529 (121 amino acids)
Source: RefSeq, a predicted model, not a curated record